Molecule: messenger RNA, 3660 nt
Organism: Ostreobium quekettii
Lineage: Eukaryota; Viridiplantae; Chlorophyta; Ulvophyceae; Bryopsidales; Ostreobiaceae
Source: the annotation of a GenBank genome assembly
AUGAUCUUCCUUUCUGAGGGCACGCUGGGGCCGGCAGCUCUUGUGGAAAAAUGGCUGCGUAGCGGUGCAGAAGACGAAUCCAAACCAGGGAGGCGGUUGGAUGCCUGGAUGCAUGGCUGCCUGCUUAAAGCACUGGAUUGGGCCUUUGACAACCCCCAAGCCGUCGAGGCAACGCAAGUGGGCGUCGUCGAGAAUGUGCUUUCCCACCUUGAGGGAGUUCAAACUAAGCAGGACUUCGCCAACGGUCUUGGAAAGGGCUUAGCAGCCAACGCGGAUGCAGAGCGUCGAAAACUGCUGCUGGAGCAUUUGGCGCGAUUGACAUCGCAAUCCAUCGAAAUUAACUCUCCUGCUCUGAGAGACCCUGACAGCAGCUCGUCCGGCGACUGUGAUGCCGUCCUCACUGAAGGCGUGCUGCGCACUCUUUCGAUGGUAACGCCUUGGUUGGAAACUGGGACACCGUUCCUCAUGCUGAUAACCUACAAAGGAUUUUACGACACAUCCCUCGAAUUCGUUUCGCUUCAGUCCAUUCAGAUCGUGGCCUCUAUGAUGGAUCCCAACAGUCUUGGGAGGAGCGCUGUGUCCAAGAGGCUGACGUCAAUCAUGAGAAUUGGCUACAUGGCAUAUCCCACCAGACAAGAGCUCAAACAGAUCUACUCGGAGAUGCUGUCGGGUGUCUUCAAGGACCUCGCGGCCGAGGACGCCUCGUGGCAACAGGGUCUGCACUCCUCCGCCGCAAUUUGCAGCCUCAUGAUAGACGUAUACUUUGGCGUCUUGAAGCGGUUCUCCGUAGAGGAGUGCCGACAUUACGUGUUUACCCCAAGGAUGCUUACCCAGUGGGUAAACGGACUGAGGAGGUAUGGGUUGCAUGGAUCAGCUGGUCCACUGGAUGUGGUGUAUCACGAGGGAUGCCGCAUAUUCAGGGAUCGGUUGGUUGGGUGCGAGGCACUGACCGACUUCGACAGACUCAUACUCCCGCCCUUGAAAGCUCUUGGUUUCGCAGGCGAUCCCGGUGGGUUUUUCUGGACGAGCCUCGGGCUCUCCGCCCAGCCGCAACUCCAGACCUCUGAAAGACGUUCCCAGUUGUCGAGGUGGUCCUCUGGUGACCUCAAUGAGCUGUUUCAGGAAAAGAUAAAGUCCUACGAACGAGAGCACAACCCUUUAAACAUGAUUCUCUUGGAGGAAGUGGUGGAGCGCAUCAGCAGAUUUGACAGCUGCCUUUCUCUGCCCGGAGGAUCAAUGCUAUUGACUGGGCCGAAUGGCGUUGGCCGGCGCACCUGUGUGAAACUUGUGGCGUACAUGCACCAUAUGGAGGUUUUCUCUCCCCAAUUGACAAGAGGUUACGGGAUAAGAAAUUUUAGAGAGGAUCUGAAGGAGCUUUUGAUACGGGCCGGCAUCGAAGGCCAGCCUGUGUGCCUCGUCCUGGAAGACCACCAGAUCGUUGAUGCGUCCAUGCUGGAAUGUGUCAACAGCAUCAUCAGUGGAGGGGAGGUGCCUGGCCUAAUGACCAAUGAGGAGCUAGAAAAGGCGCUGGAACCUCUGAAGGGCCAAAUGGCGGAAGAGGGAUUCCACCACACGAAAGUGUUCUCCUUCUUUGCUUCCAGGGUGAAGCGCAACCUUCAUGUCGUUCUUUCUCUGGAUCCGAACGGCGAGGGCUAUUGCAGGCGCCUGGAGAGCAACCCGUCUCUAGUGUCUCGAUGUUUCAUCCAGUGCCUGGAGCACUGGAGCCCUGAUGGCAUGGUCCACCUUGCCAAGGCUCUGCUCCAGAACAAUGGAGGCUGCGGCGAUGCGGCCGACGACUUGAAGAACGUUCACCAAACCAUGACUGACCGCGGAGCAACACCAAGGCAGUUCGUGAGCCUGGUGAACCUCUUCAAAGCCAUCUUCUUGACGAAGCAAGAGAAUUUGACAGAGCAGAAAAGAUUCCUCGAGGGAGGCCUCGGGAAAUUAUCAGAGGCGGAAAAGACGGUGGACGAUUUGUCUAAGGGUGCUGAGGAACGAAGAUCAUUGCUGGUAGCAAAACAGUGCGAGGCUGAAGACGCCCUGCACAAGAUCACAUCCUCUAUGGAACAGGCAGCAGAGCGGAAGCAAGAGGUCGAAAACAUUCAGAAAAAACUUGCUGUGGAAGAGAUGGAGUUGAGCCAAAAGCGCGGUGGAGUUGAAGAGGAACUCACCGCCGUGCAGCCACUCAUAGAUCAAGCCAGGAAGGCUGUGGGUCAAAUAAAGCCCGACAACAUAAACGAAAUACGAUCGUUGAAGAUGCCACCAGAAGGGAUAAGAGAUGUUCUUGAAGGCGUCCUCCUCCUCAUGGGACAGAAGGACACUUCGUGGAACAACAUGAGGAAAUUUCUGGCCAACAAAAGUGUCAAGGAUCAGAUCAUCAAUUACGACGCUCGCAAGAUCACGCACCCAAUGAGGAGCAAGGUUGAGAAGCUUCUGCAGUCUAAAGCAGCGUCUUUCGAGCACGCCAACAUAUACCACGUGAGCGUGGCAGCUGCUCCCAUGGCAUCCUGGGUGAAGGCAAACUUGGAAUUUUCAAAAGUUCUGGAGAAUGUGGCUCCCCUCGAGGACAAGCUGCAAGGCUUGACGGCGUCCUUGAAAGCAUCUCAAGAUCGGCUCAUUACUUGUGAAGAGGAUCUGGCCGCUCUGGAUCAGCAGGAAUGGUCAAAGGUUCUGAGAACCGAUGACUUCAAUUUCUUGCGUUUCAUGAGCACCGAAAGCGAGAGGCUAACCUGGAAAUUGGAGGGACUUCCAGGCGACAACUUGUCAGUGGAGAACGCUGUUGCAGUUCUACACAGUAACGUCGUUCCUCUCAUGGUCGACCCAACAAAUACGCCGCAGGCGAUAAAGUGGCUGGAAUCCCACGUCAGGCAUGAGAACAAGGCGGUGGAGGUUUGCAGCACUCAGAGCGAGAGAUUCGGAACGUCUCUGGAGCUGGCCAUCCGGUUUGGCAAAACGCUGAUUGCACAAGACGUCAGUUCGAUUGAGCCUUUGAUGUAUCCCCUGCUCAGGGGGGACCUGGAAACACGAGGCCAUCGCUCGGUCGUCAGGGUUGGAGACAAGCUCGUUGACUAUAAUGAAUCGUUUCGCCUUUUCAUGGUCUCGAGGGAUCCCACUCCCAGACUGGCGCCCAGUGCACGCUCCUUGGUGGCUCUCACAACCUUCACAAUUACGAGAGAAGGGUUGGAAGGCCAGCUCCUUAGCCUCACCAUUCAGCAUGAGCAGCCGGGACUCGAAAGGCAGAGAACCGAGCUGCUCCGCCAGGAAGAAGAGCUCAAGAUACAACUUGCUGCCCUGGAGAAGCAGCUUCUCCAUGCCCUGGCAACGUCCGAGGGAAACGUGCUCGAAAACAAGGACUUGUUGGAGUCGCUGAACGAGACCAAAGCAAAGAGCCUAACUAUACAAGACGGCCUGACGAAAUCCGCGGAAGUCCACAGAAGCUUGGACGAGCAAAGGAAUUUAUAUCGACACGUCGCGGAAAGAGGGUCGCAGAUGUUUCUCGCCGUCAAGGACUUAUCGGCCAUCAACCACAUGUACCGGUUCUCUUUGCCAUGGUUCCUUUCAAUCUUCAGGAAGGCCCUGCAUACAUCAGGGCCAUCGGCUGAUGUGCCGUCGCGUGUAUCACUGUUGAGCAACACGCUAAUAGAGGGCCAUCCACCGUGA